UCAAUUCAUUUGUUUAUGUUUAUUUUAAACGAAUAUAUUCAACACUCUGUAAAGACGCAGUUAGUUAUCGGUGAACUGUGGUGUUAAAAUAGGCUUUACAAAAUUAUUACGGCCACAAGUAUGGAACCAAAAACAGCUACACAAGAUUGUAUCGAAUCGUUGGUGGAAGAAAAACUUGAAACGAAAGCUGUGAUACAAAAAGAAUCCAAACGGCAACAGAAAGCACCAAAACGGUCGAUAUUAGAAAGAGAUAAACGGGAGAAAGUAAUCUUUCCAUACGGCAACUACAACCGCUACUACGGAUACCGUAAUCAUAAUGCUACUCCGGCGGAAGAUCCUCGGCUUCAGGCGUUCGUACAGCGGCGUGAAUUGUUCGAGUCGAAACGAAUACUGGACAUUGGAUGCAAUAAUGGAGCGCUUACGGUGCAGUUAGCGUUAGCUUGCCAACCUGCCUCAAUUAUUGGCAUCGACAUCGAUGGUGACCUAAUAAAGGAAGCACGUAAACUCUGGAAAGCAACACUGAUUAAAGACAGCAAACUGGGUACUGCUAACGGUCGCACAAUGCAGAUAGACAUGGUAGAAUUUCAGCGUGCCAACUAUAUCUACGAUGAUCCUGCGCUGCUCGAGCUAGAAAAACCACAGUUCGAUGUUAUCCUGUGCCUUUCUGUGACCAAAUGGAUGCAGCUUAACUUUGGCGACAGUGGGCUGAAAUUGGCAUUCUCGCGCAUGUAUCGACAACUGCAUCCGGAUGGGGUGCUUAUACUGGAAGCACAGCCAUGGAGCAGCUACAAACGUCGCAAGAAGCUGACCGAAACGAUAGCGCAAAAGUUUGAAACGAUUAAAUUUUUACCCUCGAUGUUUCAGCGAUUUUUGCUGAGCGAUAGUGUUGGAUUUCAUGAUUGUACCGAUAUUCCGGUUCAGCAUCAUUCAGCAUCAGGUUUUCAGAGACGCAUACAAAUGUACAGAAAAUUGUAAACGAAAUAGAAAAAUAAUUUCCAUCAACAAAAUUCAAUUUUCUUCAUAUUCUUCAUAAAUAAGAUAGAAUGACCCUCGCGGCUUUUUCUUUUACUCGAAUGAAUAUAUAUAUUU
Anopheles funestus (African malaria mosquito) is the source of this 1089-nucleotide messenger RNA. Its product is annotated as 7SK snRNA methylphosphate capping enzyme. Gene Ontology annotation, molecular function: snRNA binding; RNA methyltransferase activity; O-methyltransferase activity. Gene Ontology annotation, biological process: snRNA modification. Bases 121 to 975 code for a protein of 284 amino acids. The transcript is spliced from 2 exons. Lineage: Eukaryota; Metazoa; Arthropoda; Insecta; Diptera; Culicidae. The record is from RefSeq and is a predicted model, not a curated record.